Dendrobium catenatum is the source of this 1288-nucleotide messenger RNA. RefSeq names its product homeobox-leucine zipper protein HOX11. The record is from RefSeq and is a predicted model, not a curated record. The transcript is spliced from 4 exons. Gene Ontology annotation, molecular function: DNA-binding transcription factor activity, RNA polymerase II-specific; sequence-specific DNA binding. The coding region runs from base 128 to 1045 and encodes 305 amino acids. Gene Ontology annotation, biological process: regulation of DNA-templated transcription. NCBI's taxonomy places the organism in Eukaryota, Viridiplantae, Streptophyta, Magnoliopsida, Asparagales, Orchidaceae.
CACUUUCUCUCUUUAUCUUCCUCAACCGGAGGGUCCAUUCAGGCCACUUCUUCCCCUGCUUCCCUUAUCUUUCCCAAAAUACUUCUUUUAUCUGUUGCCUAUUUUGUUCUUUCCGUCGGCGCCGUAGAUGGAGUUGGAGCUGAGGCUUGGAACCUCGCCGGCGAGACCAUUAAAGAAGGCCCUCGUCGGUGGUGGCGGCAGAAGACCGACCACCGGUCUAAAGUUGGGUUUUUGCAGAGCGGAAGGUGAGAAAGAUGCCGUAGAAGUGCGUAGGGGAAGAGAGGUAGAAGAAAGGUGUUCUGUUGAUUCGCCGGCGCAACUUAACCUCCACCUUCCCGCCCACCAUCUGCCGGGCUAUUCACGGGAGAGGGAGAAUACGGGUCUUGAGGUUCCUGCGAAAGAAUUGGACGUGAACCUGAUGCCGUCGGCGAACAGCCCGUCGUCCUCCGACCGAAUAAAUUUUUCAGGAGGCGGCGGCGGCGAGCAAGGAGGUGCGGUGGCGGAGGAGAGGUCGUCGUCUAGGUUCAGCGAGGAGGAGGAGAACGGCGGGGCAAGGAAGAAGCUUCGGCUCUCAAAGGAACAGUCCGCCUUCCUGGAAGAGAGCUUCAAGCAGCACAGCACCCUCAAACCGAAGCAGAAGAGCGCCCUCGCAAAGCAGCUCAAUCUCCGGCCACGGCAGGUGGAAGUUUGGUUUCAGAAUCGCCGAGCAAGGACGAAGCUGAAACAAACCGAAGUAGACUGCGAAUACCUGAAGCGUUGCUGCGAGGCCUUAACAGAGGAGAACCGUCGCCUCCAAAAAGAGCUAUCUGAGCUUAGAACUCUUAAAGCCACCCAUCCCUUCUAUAAUCAGCUUCCAGCCACCACUCUCUCCAUUUGCGCCGCCUGCGAGAGCCCAUCCAAAUCCACCGAAGGCGCCGAGGCCGGCGGCGCUGCUUCUGCUUCAAGAAAAUUAGGUCCCUUUACUGCCCUCUUUGCCAAGGUUCACUUUCAUGCCUUAACCAACCCGCCGCCGGCUCCGGCUCACCAGCCAUCGGCCGCCUCUUAAGCACCCGCGUCGUACGGCGGAAGCGGUUGUUGUGGCAAACGCUGUGAAUAUUCAUGCUUUGAAGGGCAGAUAUUUUUCACCCUUUAUCGUUUUUAAGUUUUUGUUUGAUUUUUUCUUUUUUGCUUCCUUUUGUUUGUUAAAUAGCUUGAAGAAUAGUUUUAUAGUGAUUUGAAUAUUUGGAUACUGAUUACAGAAUUUACUGAAUAUUUUGGAGGUUAGUAAAUUCAUUUCCUUUUUAUUUUA